AUGGUAUUUCAAGCGGGGGAGCUCGGUCUUCGCACAGAACCAUUCGAGCAUGAGCUUUCUCCUCAUGAGCAGAUCAAUAUCAUCCAGUCUUUGACAUGGGUCUGGUGGCCGCUUGAGCUUUGUUUCUUCGAUAGAUUGACAUACUCGAGGCGUAACGAUGGAAAAAAGACGACUCAUAAGCCUCAUCUCGGGUCAAGGCGCAAAAUACACCCUAAUCAGAAGAUCCAUGGUUCUCUCUUGCUGGCCGGUAAAUUGAAGAGCGGGUACACUCCAAAAGCACGUCCUUUGGAUGACGAUGCAUCAUUCUGGGAUACAGCGCGUGAGAAGGGGCUCGGCAAUUGGCUGGAAUUGGACUUGUUCGACGCUGUGCGCGCCCAUGUGGAGAAGUUCAUCACCGAGGAUGAUAGUAGUGUGUGGGAGAAUUUGCGCCAUAUUGGAACUUGGGGUAAACUUGCUCAGUACCUCAGAAUCUCCAUAGCUCACAUAUGGGCACAUUUAGCGGAUGGACGACAAGCAGUGUACGUUGAAGUCAUUAACGGGCUGAAGACACUUGCUCUCAAGCCUGAGAUCACGUUUCAACUCCUGCACAACACGGUAGACAUCCUCAGGGGUCAUCGAGCCAAUUUACAACUAAGUUCGUCGAUUGAAAUUCCUCUCGUAGCAGACCUUCGACAUAGUCACGAAAAACACUACCAGGAGACAGCACAGCAGUUUAUGGAGCAGUUUACGGAUCCUUCCAUCUUCGUAUUGAGUGGACACACAGAGCGGAUCACAUCUGUCACAUUCUCGCCUGACGGCAGGCGCAUAGUCUCGGGCUCGUGGGACAGGACAAUUCGGAUCUGGGAUGCGGGGACAGGGAAGCCAAUGGGAGAGCCAUUCCAAGGACAUACAGCUGUGAUCCUACUUGUGGCAUUCUCGCCUGAUGGCGGGCGCUUAGUCUCGGGGUCGUACGACCAGACAAUUCGGAUCUGGGAUGUGGAGACGGGGAAGCCAAUGGGAGAGCCAUUCCAAGGACACACAGGUGACAUCAACUCUGUCGCAUUCUCGCCUGACGGCGGGCGCAUAGUAUCGGGGUCGGGCGACCGGACAGUUCGGAUUUGGGAUGCAGAGACGGGGAAGUCAGCGGGAGAGCCAUUCCAAGGACACACAGGUGACAUCAACUCUGUCGCAUUCUCGCCUGACGGCGGGCGCAUAGUCUCGGGGUCGGACGACCGGACGAUUCGGAUUUGGGAUGCAGAGACGGGGAAGUCAGCGGGAGAGCCAUUCCAAGGACACAACAGUUGA
Molecule: messenger RNA, 1284 nt
Organism: Laccaria bicolor S238N-H82
Lineage: Eukaryota; Fungi; Basidiomycota; Agaricomycetes; Agaricales; Hydnangiaceae
Exons: 3
Coding region: 1-1284 (427 amino acids)
Biological process (GO): mRNA splicing, via spliceosome
Cellular component (GO): U4/U6 x U5 tri-snRNP complex
Molecular function (GO): protein binding; U4 snRNA binding; U6 snRNA binding
Source: RefSeq, a predicted model, not a curated record